AUGUCAUCUAAAUCACUAGUCAUUCAAUUCCAUAUUUUUCCUAUUCUGAUAUUUCAAUCAACGUGUCCUCAUUCCUUUCCUUUAACUGAACAAGAGGUUGUUGGCAGUUUAUUAACUGAGAAAGAAAUUGGUUCUUUCAAAGAACAAAAUAUUGGUACUUUUUAUUGUCAAACUGGAUCAAGUCUAGAAUGUUGCCCUCUCCUAGCUCGUAAAUAUGCUUCGGAACACCAUUCACGCGUCGCUACAAUAAUUCUCAUAAUCAUAUUGGUUAUUGUAUUGAACUUGUCUCUGCUAGUCUUGAAAGCGGUCGUUGGAUUACAUCAAAUGAUGACAAUUACAGAAUUAGAUGUUUUGCCAUCUUUUACAUUAAUGAUGGCAGGUUUAGCAAUUUCAUUAUCUCCUGGUCGGUUCCUACAAUUGGCUCUCCUAAAUAUGAAAUCCUUGGUCAUGAUCUAUCGGAAUGAACCACCUACCUCAUUUUGGACUCUUUUUACCAUGAAUCUCCCAUUUUUGAUAAUACCAUGCUGCUGCUGCUGCUCAAAAGAUGAUCCGUCCGAAAGAAGAAAUAUGCUUCACAGUGUUCCAAAUCUUGACCCUCAAAAUUAUGCUCCACCAGCAUACUCCUUCUAUUCUAGCAUUCCAAAUCGGGAAUCCGGAAACAGGCACUCCAAUAAUAACCCAUUCUGUUAA
Funneliformis caledonium is the source of this 690-nucleotide messenger RNA. The record is from the annotation of a GenBank genome assembly. Lineage: Eukaryota; Fungi; Glomeromycota; Glomeromycetes; Glomerales; Glomeraceae.